Gadus morhua (Atlantic cod) is the source of this 1313-nucleotide messenger RNA. RefSeq lists its product as uncharacterized. NCBI's taxonomy places the organism in Eukaryota, Metazoa, Chordata, Actinopteri, Gadiformes, Gadidae. The record is from RefSeq and is a predicted model, not a curated record. Bases 197 to 1045 code for a protein of 282 amino acids. The transcript has 4 exons.
CAGAGCACUCACACGCAGGCACUCUUACACCUGAACCUUGUCUUCGGCUAUGUUCUCUGUUAUUUGUGUUGAGGAAAUACACAAAUACCAAAAAGUGUAUAUUUUUAUUGAAAGCUGCAGGUUGUUUAUUUGGUUUUCUUUCAUCAAGCAGUAAGCUCUUUGAUACAACGCAAGACCACCAAUUACUGACGCCGGGAUGUUAGGUCUAAUUGGCAAAUCUGCGGGGGGUGGCCCCCUUGUCCUCGCGGUCACCGUAGGAUUGGCAGUAUUGGCCGUGCUGUGGGAGCUUAAGAGGAAAAUAAGUGUCUGCGCUACAGAUUUACCCAAACGUGAAUUUGUUGAACAGCAUGAAGACGGACAAUUAGAUUCGUCUUUUAUGGAAAAAUAUUUUUACCUGGGAAGCAAUGGACCCUAUAGAAUUAUCAUCAAAAAAAGGAAGUUUUCCAGGGGCAAAGACAACCCUGGGCACACGGGUUUUGUUGAAGCGGACCACAUCCCACCCCUGAACUCCCUGAAGAGGGCUGCGCUAGAGCCUGAGUUUGAGGCGCUGGAGGAAAUAAAUCCGGUCCUUUAUGGUAUGGUGAAGAGCCUGGAGAACGAUCCGCGGGGGAAAAAUCUCUUCACCGUCCAGGUCCUCAAGCAAAAUCACAUGGCCGCUCUGUCCAGCGGCAAUAGUAGAGAGUCUGUUGAUGUCAGGGGUCUUCUCGCACGUAGAAUUGCAAGAGGAGAAGUGAUGUCAAUGUUGAAGCAAGCCAUGUUGGCCGCCCACCCAUUUGCUUCCCGGCAAAUAAGAGACCAAACAGGAAUACGGAGAACACCCCCAAAAGGCCAAAUAACAAUUUCAAGGCAAAGAACGAUGAAGAUCUACCAAGAGGCCUUCCGGGGAUUGAUCGACUUUAACUUCGCCAGAGGGGUCAUCACUGAAGAAGAGUGUGAUGUGCUAAAGAAAUAUGUCGAAAAACAUUAUGGCGUAAAUGGGGACUUUGACAUAGUUUCCGAUGAAUACCAAGAGGUCCUUGCAACCGUGAAUAACUCAAAAAGAUGAAAAAUAUGUAGCUUCCUCAUAUGUUUACAUAUUAAAUAUUUUCACCAUAAAGUCUAAAAGGAAGCUUGUAUGGCCCUGCAUGUAUUGUAUCUUUGUGCGAUCUUUCAAGUAACGUUAUGCGUUAAAUUUGCGAUGGCGUUUUACCGCUUUCAACUACUUGGCAUGUUAUUACAUUUAGCUGUAUUCAUAUAUUCAGAGCAAUAUUUUACAUGACAGCUAUAGUUAAAUAUAUAUAUAGUUGCCUAAAUAAAUACUACCAUGAAUAGAU